Aspergillus glaucus CBS 516.65 is the source of this 1119-nucleotide messenger RNA. Its product is annotated as glutathione-independent formaldehyde dehydrogenase. The transcript has 2 exons. The coding region runs from base 1 to 1119 and encodes 372 amino acids. NCBI's taxonomy places the organism in Eukaryota, Fungi, Ascomycota, Eurotiomycetes, Eurotiales, Aspergillaceae. The record is from RefSeq and is a predicted model, not a curated record.
AUGGCCCUCAGCACCAUGCAAGGCGUGGUUUACAGUGGCACGCCCUACAAUGUGUCCGUCAUGGACGUGCCCCGGCCCACGAUCAUCAACAGCACCGAUGUAGUGGUUCGCAUCACAACUUCUGCCCUUUGCGGCUCCGACCUCCAUAUGUACCACGGGGUCCAAGGGGGCACACCGCCAUGGGUCAUGGGACACGAGGCCCUUGGGUGGAUCUCGGAGGUUGGCGAUGCCGUCUCUUCGCUAAAUGUCGGCGAGUAUGUUGUGAUACCCGACAACGUGGCGACCGGGCAUAUGAACAUGCAUCCGCCGGCGAUGGACUCGUUUGGAACAGGUGCGGACCUAGGGGGACUUCAAGCUGAAUAUGCACGUGUGCCCUUUGCCGAUGAUUCUUUGAUUCCCGUGCCUUUGACCACAAAUACGACCAACUCCUCAAUUGAAAGAGACUAUAUGACCGUAUCCGAUAUCUUCGCGACCGGCUGGUCUGUUCUCACGUACGCCGGAUUCGAGCCAGGUGAUUCGGUCGCAGUUUUCGGGGCCGGUCCGGUCGGUCUUUUAGCCGCAUAUUCUGCCAUACUCCGCGGGGCCUCUAGAGUGUACUCUAUUGACCACGUCCCAAUGCGUUUAGAACGUGCAGCAUCGAUCGGCGCAAUUCCGAUCAAUUUCGCCGAGACCGACCCAGUCCAGCAUAUCUCGGCCCUUGAACCUAACGGGGUCACUAGAGCUGUGGACUGCGUCGGAAUGGAAGCUGUCAAUAGGGAGGGCGAAAUUCAAGAAAACAUUGUCCUAGAAAACAUGAUUAGGGUAGCCUCAUCACAGGGCGGGAUUGGCCAGAUCGGGGUUUUCAUGACUCAGUCUAGUUCCCCUGGUGCACCGCUUGGAGAUACACUCUCUCCGAACAUCUCUUUCCCGAUCACAGAGUUCUUUGGAAAGCAUCUACGAUAUGAAGCCGGAGUGGUGGACCCCAAGCUCGUGGCUCCCGAGCUAGUGCAGCUUAUUGCUUCUGGUCGGGCGAGCCCUAGUUUCAUCACGAGUAGGGUGAUUGGUAUUGAGGAGGUGCCGAGAUACUAUCAGCGUUUUGAUCAUCAUGAAGAGAUUAAGGUGUAUAUACAGUUUCCGUAG